GCGUCUCGUGUAGACUGUAGCGGGAGAGACUGGACUUUGACCUGCACGGUCGUUGCCACAGAUCUAGCGCGUCGUCUUGUUUUGCGCUCACCAGUCACGACUCACACUAGCCCAUCACCACGGAUCUGUCGCUGGCCGAGAGGCAGAGCCUGCCAAGAAGAGGGAGAAGAGGAAGGGGAAAGCGAGGCGGCCUGGGACUGGGGGCGAGCCGUCCGACGACGGCAGCGGCAACAGAGGGGAAAAGAAGGCGAGUGCAGUGACCGGCUAGCCACCGAGGGUUCUUGAGCAGGCAGUCACUGAUCGCCUUUCUCCUCCGGUGGCCAACCCUCAGUCUGAGUCGUCCAGACGGAAAUCAAGGCUUCUCUCGGGCAUAUGCAUGAGGGCAGCAACCAAACAGACAAGUGCCUUGCUGGGCUGUCAUACAAGAGCUGGGAAGCCAGUCACUCUUGUGCUAUCUGAUAGUUGACAUAAAGGCAGCGUGUGUGCUAUACCUCGAGCCAGAUAGGCGAUGGCACCAAAGGUCAGAGUAAGCAAUGUGUGGCACCGCCCUCUCCUCCUAAUAAAGAAGAAUACUACAGGAGAGCCAUUAAAUGAGACUGCGGUGGUGCGCAUCAAAGCGCCACUAGAGGCUAUCGAACGGACUGCCAUCUAUGUUGUCGUGGUCAUCGAUGUCAGCCACAGCACGGCUUAUGAUCUGGCACUGCCAACGAACAAGCCAUCGAGGUUGGAUCUGCUGACAAAAGCAAUGAAGUUCAUCAUAAGACAGCUUCAUGACGGUGACUGUCUUGCUAUUGUGUUCAAUGACAAUCUUGUCAUUGAUAACAUUGAAAUCUCUGAUGACACUCGGGUAGAUGCUGAAAACAGAGUGCAUGACCUCUUGUGGAACAAGGAUGACAUAGCAUUCAGACCCGCCUUACAGGAAGCCAUAAAGAUUUUGGAUGCUCGAGUGGAUAAGACAAGUUUAGGCUUCAUAAUUCUCCUGUCAGAUGGCCUAGACAACAGCAAGUUCAAGUGGAAUAACACAAGCCCCGCUCCAAAUGACCCUGUCCGUGAUGACAUCAAAAAGUACCCAGUCCACACCUUUGGUCUGUGUAAGGCUCACGACCCAAAGGCAUUGUGCUUCAUUGCCAAAGAAUCCAAAGCAACCUACUCAUCAAUCACUGAGAAUCUCAACAGUAAGAUUAUUGAAGCUCUUGCUGUCUGUCUUGGUGGGCUCCUGAACAUCGUUGCCGUUGAUACAGUCAUCACGAUUACUGCCAAUCAAUCUGACACAUGGCAGCCAAAGAUAAAGAAAAUCAACUCUGGAGGCUACAAUAGCAGCAUCUCAAGGGAUGAAACUUCUUGCAACAUCACCAUUGGUAUCCUUUAUGCUGGUGAGGUGAAGGACUUGAUCGUUGAGUUUGAGUUAAAUGUUCCUUCGUUGGAUAGUGGAGGUUACAAAUAUGCACCACUUACUGCAAGUGGUGACUACAAGGGUAUUCCUGGCGGACAGCCCAUUGACAUUCGCAGCCGUGAGAUGGAAUUUUCGGUUUAUGCGCGCCGGUGCACGCCCAAUAACGAAAUGCCUUUGGUUCAAUUUCCCAUGAUCCUGCAGCACAAGGUCCGGACCAGUGUUCUGAAUAUGCUGGGCACAUUCAAGAAGGAAUUCCAUGCCCUGCAGGCAAAGGCCGAGGGUGAUGACGUGAAGAACUUGGCGGGGAACGAACUGCGUGAAAUGUGGAAGGACUUCAAGAAAUCCAAAAGGUCCUGGAAAGACGCACAGGAGUCCGGCCUUGACCUGGAGGGCAUUGAGAACGACAUCGAAGCCAUGGUGAAAAGCCUGAAGCAGGGCCAAGGAGUGGGCUGCGUGUACUCUUGGGUGUUGAGCUACAUGAUGCAACGCGCCGCCACCACAGGCUUGCCUGCGGCCGCGUUUCUCACGCCCAAGAUGAAGAAGAUGGCGGAGAGGGCGCAGGAGGAAUCAGCACAGGCUGCAUCAUCUUCUGCAGCGAGCAACACGCAGCCAUGGGAGCGUGUCAAGGACCUGCAGGUGCUGCUGUACAAGCUAUUGGAAGAUGUGUCGAAGAUGGGCCGUGGAGAGAGGGACAGCUUCCUUCACUCCCUGGCCAGCGUCAUGUCCCCCUAAAUAUGCCAGGGCGUGGGGAACCUGGAGAGGGCAACGCUGGGGCUCAUGAGGCAGAGACUCCGACGGGCACACGCGGAAGACUCGCAAAAUCUUCUUCCCUUCCCUGAGAUCUCUUUGGAAGGUGACUAAUAUUUUGUUUUACUAGGUCUACAGGCGAAACAAAUUCUCUAUGUGCCUCAAUCUUCAUCAUAUGAAAUAUUUGUAACCAUAAGAUCGCAAUUUUUUGCUUCUUUUAAGGCUAUAUACUUUGCUACAUUUGUUCUCCCUUUCAAUUUGUUCUAGACCUCUAAACAAUCUUUCCAUUUUC
This is a messenger RNA of Panicum virgatum (switchgrass), 2432 nucleotides long. RefSeq lists its product as uncharacterized. The transcript is spliced from 5 exons. The record is from RefSeq and is a predicted model, not a curated record. NCBI's taxonomy places the organism in Eukaryota, Viridiplantae, Streptophyta, Magnoliopsida, Poales, Poaceae. Bases 509 to 2125 code for a protein of 538 amino acids.